AUGUCUAUCAGCGGACCGUCCUCUGAUGUUGUCGAAACGAUUCUGAGCGGGAACAACAACUUUGUUUCGACAUUGGAUCAUCUUCCCUGCGACAUCACCCGGAGUUUAUGGAUAAUCCAAUCACUGAACUUGGAGAAUGAGAGGCUGAAGGAGAAGGUAGAAAGUGCCCCUGAUGCUGCCAGUGCCGUUAAUAUGGAGCGGAAGCUGAGCAGGAACAACGAAGAGAUUGUUGCGGAGGCCAAGUAUCUAAUCGAGAUAGUCAACCACCAUCUGGACGUUCUGGACGAUGACCGAGCGAUUGUUGCCCUGUUAAAGGAACGACUGCCGAGCUGGACCAGUGAAGCAGUUGAGGAAAACUGGGGACACUGGACGAGUUUCAAAGAGCAGUAUCUGAGGCGGGAGCGUGUUCCGAGCGUCUUUGAGGAAGCGUAUCCUAGUAGAGAGGGUGGUAAGAGAUAUGGAGCGAGUAAAGAAAAGGAACAGCCCAAAAAGAUCAUCUUAACUUUGAAGAAGAAGCCUGUAAAGGUUGUGAAACCAGAGAAGGUUGUGAAACCGGACAAUGUCGAAAAGCUCAAAAUCAUUUUAAAGAACGAAUCUCACAAUGGCAAGACGACACAACCAAAUGGAAAUAUAGUAUACCCUCAGGUGGAGAAACAGCCAACAACUUCAUUGCCGCCACUACUAUAUCCAUCUCCUCCCAAGGAGGAGCGAUACUGUUUCUGCAAUGGACCAUCAUUUGGACGAAUGGUUGCCUGUGAGUAUAGCAAAUGUCCACAUGAAUGGUUCCACUUUAAAUGCGUUGGAUUGACCAGCGAGCCCAAGGGUGAGUGGUUCUGUAGUCUUUCGUGUAAGGAAAAACACCAACUUUCCAAACAACGGAAAAAGAAGAGGAGGAGAAAUUGGUAG
Molecule: messenger RNA, 906 nt
Organism: Pichia kudriavzevii
Lineage: Eukaryota; Fungi; Ascomycota; Pichiomycetes; Pichiales; Pichiaceae
Exons: 1
Coding region: 1-906 (301 amino acids)
Biological process (GO): regulation of DNA-templated transcription
Cellular component (GO): Rpd3L complex; nucleus; Rpd3L-Expanded complex
Source: RefSeq, a predicted model, not a curated record